Asparagus officinalis (garden asparagus) is the source of this 1167-nucleotide messenger RNA. RefSeq lists its product as uncharacterized. The transcript is spliced from 3 exons. The record is from RefSeq and is a predicted model, not a curated record. The coding region runs from base 1 to 1167 and encodes 388 amino acids. NCBI's taxonomy places the organism in Eukaryota, Viridiplantae, Streptophyta, Magnoliopsida, Asparagales, Asparagaceae.
AUGGAAGUUUUCCAUGAUUUACCUAUUUUGGACAGCAGCAUAUUAGCUGCAGUGAUUGAUACUUUCCCAUCAAAGCCUCUGUCUAGUAGAAGUGGUGAAUAUAAGGUGCAAGAAAUUGUUGUCAUCAAUGAGGAUAAUGAUAGUGAGUUGGGGAACAACCAAAAGGGUGAAACUUUCUGGGGUAAAAUUACACAGUACGUGAAUGAGAACGCCAAAAGUGGAAAUUUCUGGGGUAAAAUUACACAGUACGUGAAUGAGAACGCCAAAAGUGGAAAGGAGAGGAUUGUGUCUCGGACCUCUCGGUGCCAUAGUCAUUUCAAAGACAUCAACAGAAAGAUAUCCAGUUUCAUUGGCUGCUACAGUACUGCAUGUAGGGAGAAGCGUAGCGGUUGGUCCGAUGAAAACUACAUAUCCAAGGCAAGAGAGUUGUACUUUGAGAAAAUAGGUACGACGUUUAAUUUGGUGGAUGAGUGGAAGGUGGUUCGUAAUCAACCCAAAUAUAUGACAGGAGGAAAUGCAUCCGGUAGUAGUGGCUCUAAAAGAAAGAGUAGUGGGCUUCCUGGUAGUUUGAAUGAUAUAAAUGUACUAGAUAGGUCACCGGUUUUUGACGACAUUGAGUCUGGUGAAGCUCCACGGGUAAACUUCACCGUAAAUGGGCGGGAGUACAAUCUUGCAUACUAUCUUGCCGACGGAAUCUACCCUAAGUGGCUUGUCUUCGUGCAGUCAAUUCAAAUGCCCCAAGGCAACAAACAUCAAUUUUUUGCCAAACAACAGGAAUCAUGCAGGAAGGACGUGGAACGCGCAUUCGGGGUACUCCAAGCACGCUUCGCUAUUGUCCGCCAACCAGCUAGAAUGUGGGAUCUUGAUGUCUUAGGAAAAAUAAUGAGGGCGUGCAUUAUUUUACAUAACAUGAUAGUAGAGGAUGAACGAGAUACGUAUUCGCGAAACUGGGAAAAUAUCGACUUUGAACCGUCGAACAAUGCUAGCUCUAGCGCCUCUUUUAAUGUUCAAACAGACGUGUUGCCGGAGUUUCAAGUCCAUGUUCAACACCGAUCUGAGGCAGAUAAUCAGACUAGAGUGGAACUACGAGAUAAGACCCAACAUAUUCAGCUGAAGAAGGAUCUCAUCGAGCACAUUUGGCAGAAGUUUGGGACAACCUCCGAUUAA